AUGUGGGAAGCCUGGGCACAACCAGACUUUGAUACUGGUACUGGUACCCUCUCAAAGAACAGAGAAAGACAGCUCUUUAAACUCCGAAGCUACAGAUGCCCAAGUGAAUAUCUGACACAAAGAAACUCAAAAGUGAACCCUAUCCCAUAUGCACUCCAUCAGCUAACUGUCAGUGUUGACUUCUAUGUUUGUGAAAGCCUCAUUAUCGCUGGUGCUGCCAAUGCCACUGUUCUGACCUCCAGUCUUGUUCUUACUCAGAUUAUCACAACCUUGGCUGCUUAUGCUGGUGUCCCUGCACUGUCUACAGAUGAUAUUGGCUCAUCCGACACCAUCAAAGUCAACAACCAAGUCACUUUACACCGCAUCGAUGCUCACUAUACUUCUAGUGGUUUCUUCAUCGAGAAACAGGCUCUUUUGGAUUCUCUCUCUGCAUCACAUCAAGUGACGCAUGAGCUUCUUCGUCGCAUUUGGGAUCGUCUUGACACCUAUAGUGAGCUAUUGCUAUCACUUGCUGGGCACAUUCAGCCCACUAACCCUCCUCGUCCUCCUCGGGCUCGUAUUAUCUAA
Messenger RNA from Prunus armeniaca (apricot), 567 nucleotides. Lineage: Eukaryota; Viridiplantae; Streptophyta; Magnoliopsida; Rosales; Rosaceae. The record is from the annotation of a GenBank genome assembly.